Messenger RNA from Colletotrichum higginsianum IMI 349063, 3858 nucleotides. Its product is annotated as kinesin. Gene Ontology annotation, biological process: nucleoside metabolic process. Gene Ontology annotation, molecular function: catalytic activity; ADP binding; protein binding. Bases 1 to 3858 code for a protein of 1285 amino acids. Gene Ontology annotation, cellular component: kinesin complex. The transcript is spliced from 4 exons. The record is from RefSeq and is a predicted model, not a curated record. NCBI's taxonomy places the organism in Eukaryota, Fungi, Ascomycota, Sordariomycetes, Glomerellales, Glomerellaceae.
AUGUCUGACCCCCAGGCCUAUACUGUCGGCUGGAUCUGCGCCAUCACGGCCGAGUCUGUCGCCGCCCGGGCUUUCCUUGACGAGGAACAUGCAGGCCCGCGACAAGUCGCCCGGCACGACAACAACAGCUACGUGCUGGGCAAGAUCGGCAGCCACAAUGUCGUCGUUGCCGCCUUGGCCGAUGGCGAAUAUGGCACGACUUCAGCGGCAGCAGUAGCCAGAGACAUGCUCCACAGCUUCCCGAACGUGCGCAUCGGGCUGAUGGUCGGCAUCGGAGGCGGCGCGCCUAGCCUGAAGCAUGACAUUCGACUCGGCGAUGUUGUUGUCAGCAAACCAGGUGGUGGAAAUGGCGGCGUUUUCCAGUACGACUUUGGCAAAACCACCCAGAAUUGCUCGUUCCAGGAGACCGGAUUCUUAAAUCAACCACCGGUGCUGCUGCGGACAGCUUGUGCCACGCUUAGGGCCAACUAUGAAAUGAAGGGCCACCAGCUUGUUGACGACGUGAAUGCGAAACUGAAAAAAAUCAAGAAACGGAAGAAGUACACACGACCUGACCCGGCAAGCGACAGGCUCUACAAGCCUAAUAUUGUGCAUCCUUCGAGCUCACUCGAGGGCUGCGACAUCGCGUGCGGCGACGAUGCUACCUACCUCAUCGUUCGACACAGACGGGACGAGGAGGAGGACGAUCCUGCUGUCCACUACGGCUUGAUUGCCAGUGGCAACCAGCUGAUGAAGGAUGCGCGUAUCCGGGAUAAGUUAGCGUCGGAAAAGGACGUUCUUUGCUUCGAGAUGGAAGCAGCCGGCUUGAUGAACCACUUUCCGUGCCUGGUCAUCCGGGGAAUAUGCGACUACUCCGACUCACAUAAGAACAAGGAGUGGCAAGGCUUCGCGGCCAUGAUGGCAGCGGCGUAUGCAAAGGAUCUUUUACUUCAAAUCCCACCAAACAGUGUCGAGGCGGAGAAGCCUGUGCUCAAAGUCCUUAACACCAUUCAGGAAGGAUUGCACGGGUUAAAGCAGACGGCCGAUGAAACGAAGGUGGCAGUCGAGACUAUGCAUUCUGACCAUACGAUUCUUCUUUUCGGCCUACACCAGGGUGUACAGGACCUAAAGCUCGGCAAAGCUGAGGAUCUGUCCAUUGCCCGCAACCCGCAUUUCGUUGUACCGUUUCCUUCCGACCCCGAUUUCGUGAACCGAUCCGACAUAUGGGCAUGGAUGGAAGUGCAGUAUGCUGAGCCUGGGAUCCGCUUCGCUCUUGUGGGCUUCGGAGGAUUUGGCAAGUCUCAGAUGGCGAUCCAAUUCGCUCACCAAGUCCACACCGUCUCACCCGAAACCAGCAUCUUCUGGGUCCGCGGUAGCACGGAAGCGACAUUCGAAGAAUCCUACCGCUCCAUAGCAGACGCCCUGGCGCUCCCACGUCGCCGCGACCCCGGUGUCAAUGUUCUAGCGCUGGUCCGCGACUGGCUGCAGAGAAAGGACGCAAGUUCGUGGCUGAUGAUUGUCGACAAUGCAGACGACGUUACGACACUACUCUCCAAGAUGAAUGAGCAAGACGAUACGUCCAUGCCGAUAGCGUCGUACCUGCCCAAAUCGGACAACGGGAAGAUCCUCAUCACAUCGCGCAGCUGGGACGCCGCGGAAAUGUUAACGGGUAACGGCAAGAUGAUCAUCAGAGUCCCGACAUUGGACGAGGCGCAGGCACUACUUCUUCUCCAAAAAAAGCUAGGCCAAGAUAUCGACAAGGCUGCCGCGGUGCGUCUGGUUCACAGGCUCGACCAUAUCCCGCUUGCCGUGAACCAGGCAGCAGCGUACAUCUACAAACGAAGCCCUCGAGUGACUGUCCAUUCAUAUCUGGAUGAAUUCGAAAGGAGUGAAAAAAGAAAAGGCACUCUGCUUCGUAGCGAUAGAGGGGAUAUCCGACGAUACGACGGCCUGUCCAACUCCGUCAUUGUGACGUGGCAGGUGACGUUUGAGCAGAUCAAACGGGAGCAGCCUCGGGCUGCCAAUCUUCUUUCACUAAUGAGCUACUUCCACUCGCAAAACAUACCCGAGUAUAUGCUGCACGACUAUGAUAGCAGCUUUGAACAUGAUGAAGAGAGCGAUGAUGACGAUGACGACGAAGAAAUAGACGACGACGGGAACUUUGAGGACGACUUGGAUGUACUCAGAGGCUACUCGCUUGUUACAAUGACAGCUACAUCGGGACUCUGUGAAAUGCAUUCAUUAGUACAAUUUUGCACAAAAGUUUGGGUUUCAGAGUUUGGUUGCCUAAAGAAGUGGAGGAGACUCUUCCUUCAGUCUGCCUCACAACACUUUCCCUCGGGCGUCUUCGAAACAUGGAAGCAGUGUCAAACAUUGAUGCCCCAUGUAGAGCCACUGUUACAUGAAGAGCUGUCAAAGAAAAGCGAUCGAUUAGCAUGGAGCGAGUUACUGACGAGAAUGUCUUGGUACUUCGUCAUGCUAGGCGAAUACACCAGAGCUGAGGCGGUUGUACAAGAAGCUGUGAGUAUUCGUAUGAGAAUUCUAGGUCAGGAUCAUCCCUCGACGCUCACUAGCAUGGCCAACCUGGCAUCGGCAUACCGGAGUCAAGGGCGGUGGAAGGAGGCGGAAGAGCUAGACGUGCGGGUGAUGGAGACGAGUUCAAGGGUGCUUGGGGAUAAACAUCCUGACACGCUCACCAGCAUGGUCAACCUGGCAUCGACAUACUGGAACCAAAGGCGGUGGAAGGAGGCGGAAAAGCUACUGGUGCAGGUGGUGGAGACGAGGAAAAGGGUGUUUGGAGAUGAACAUCCUGACACGCUCACCAGCAUGAACAACCUGGCAUCGACAUACUGGAACCAAGGACAGUUGAAGGAGGCGGAAGAGCUAGAGGUGCAGGUGAUAGAGACAAGAAAAAGAGUGCUCAGGGAUAACCAUCCCGACACGCUCACCAGCAUAAACAACCUGGCAUCAAUAUACCAAAACAAAGGGCAGUGGAAGAAAGCGGAAGAGCUAUUUGUGCAGGUGGUAGAGAUAAUGAAAAGGGUGCUUGGGGAUGAACAUCCUGACACGCUUAACAGCAUGGCCAACCUGGCAUCGACAAACCGGAACCAAGGGCAGUGGAAGGAGGCGGAAGAGCUAUUUGUGCAGGUGAUGGAGACAAGGAAAAGGGUGCUUGGGGAUGACCAUCCUGACACGCUCAGCAGCAUGGCCAACCUGGCAUCGACAUGGCGGAACCAAGGGCGGUGGAAGGAGGCGGAAGAGCUAUUUGUGCAGAUAAUAGAGAUGAGUUCAAGGGUGCUUGGGGAUAAACAUCCCUUGACACUUAGUAGCAUAGCUAACCUGGCAUCUACAUGGCGGAACCAAGGGCGGUGGAAUGAGGCAGAAGAGCUAGACGUGCAGGUGAUGGAGAUAAUGAAAAGGGUGCUUGGGGAUAAACAUCCUGACACGCUCACUAGCAUGGCCAACCUGGCAUCGACAUGGCGGAACCAAGGGCGGUGGAAGGAGGCGGAAGAGCUAGACGUGCAGGUGAUGGAGACAAGGAAAAGGGUGCUUGGGGAUGAACAUCCCGACACGCUCACCAGCAUGAACAACCUGGCAUCGACAUACUGGAACCAAGGGCGGUGGAAGGAGGCGGAAGAGCUAGACGUGCAGGUGAUGGAGAUGAGUUCAAGGGUGCUUGGGGCUGAACAUCCCUCGACGCUCACGAGCAUAAACAAUCUGGCUCAUACAUGGAAAAGCCAGAACCGGUAUGUCGACGCAAUACGGUUGAUGCGUGGCUGCCUUGAAUCUCGGCAGCGCUCCCUUGGAGUCGACCAUCCAGACACCAGGUCUUCCCAUUCAACCCUGCAGGAAUGGGAGAGAGAGAAGUUUCUCACAUAA